UUCCCCGCACAUGCUCUUAACCGUUAGCGAUCUCGAGAAGCGAGCAAAAUAACAACCGACAGAUCCUCCGAGAUUCCGAUUCCAAACCGUCUCUCUACGACAAAGAAAUUCUCCAUUUCCGGGUUCGGGAGGAAGGUCGCUCUAUUUAGGUUUCCGGUUUCCGGUUUUGCAGUAGUUGCCGUGGAGACGGUAACGCGGAGCAAUCCUGGGGGCGAUGGCUGGCCUAACCGGAGCGCAGAUCCCUGACGGAGAGUUCACUGCGGCCGUGUACCGUCUUAUCCGGGAUGCCCGCUACGCCGAGGCUGUGCAGCUUCUGGGUGGAGAGCUGCAGAGGAGCCCGAGGUGCCGGGCCGGCCUGUCCCUGCUCGGCUACUGCUACUACCGCCUGCAGGAGUUCGCCCUGGCGGCCGAGUGCUAUGAGCAGCUGGGACAGCUGCACCCGGAGCUGGAGCAGUACCGCCUCUACCAGGCGCAGGCCCUCUACAAGGCCUGCCUCUACCCCGAGGCCACUCGAGUGGCCUUUUUGCUACUCGACAAUCCCGCCUACCACAGCCGCGUCCUCCGCCUCCAGGCCGCCAUCAAGUACAGCGAGGGGGACCUACCCGGGGCGCAGAGCCUGGUGGAGCAGCUGCUGAGCGGGGAAGGGGGCGAUGAGGCUGGAGGGGAGAGCGAGCCCGACGGCCAAGUCAACCUGGGCUGCCUCCUAUACAAAGAGGGCCAGUACGAUGCUGCCUGCGCCAAGUUCGCUGCCGCCCUGCAGGCCUCGGGUUAUCGCCCCGACCUCUCCUACAACCUUGCCCUGGCCUAUUACAGUAGCAGACACUACGCCCCGGCCUUGAAGCACAUCUCAGACAUUAUCGAAAGAGGCAUCCGCCAGCACCCAGAGUUGGGUGUAGGGAUGACUACUGAGGGCAUUGAUGUUCGGAGUGUUGGCAACACCCUGGUGCUCCACCAGACCGCCCUGGUGGAGGCCUUCAACCUCAAGGCCGCCAUAGAGUACCAGCUGAGAAACCACGAGGCUGCCCAGGAAGCCCUCACUGACAUGCCUCCCAGAGCGGAGGAGGAGUUGGACCCCGUCACCCUGCACAACCAGGCCCUGAUGAACAUGGAUGCCAAACCCACAGAAGGGUUUGAAAAACUGCAGUUUUUGCUUCAGCAGAACCCAUUCCCCCCAGAGACAUUUGGUAACCUGUUGCUGCUCUACUGCAAGUAUGAAUAUUUUGACUUGGCUGCAGAUGUUCUGGCAGAAAAUGCUCACCUCACAUACAAGUUCCUCUCACCCUAUCUCUAUGACUUCUUGGAUGCCAUGAUCACCUGCCAGACAGCCCCUGAAGAAGCUUUCCUUAAGCUGGAUGAACUAGCAGGGAUGCUGACGGAGCAACUGAGGAAACUUACCAAGCAAGUUCAAGAAGCACGGCACAACAGAGAUGAUGAGGCUGUUAAGAAGGCAGUGAACGAAUAUGAUGAAACUUUAGAAAAAUAUAUCCCGGUGUUAAUGGCUCAAGCUAAAAUCUACUGGAACCUUGAGAAUUAUCCAAUGGUGGAAAAAAUCUUCCGCAAAUCUGUGGAGUUUUGUAAUGAUCAUGAUGUGUGGAAGCUGAAUGUUGCCCAUGUUCUGUUCAUGCAAGAAAAUAAAUACAAAGAAGCCAUUGGUUUUUAUGAGCCCAUAGUCAAGAAGCACUAUGAUAAUAUAUUGAACGUGAGUGCCAUUGUAUUGGCCAAUUUGUGUGUCUCCUAUAUCAUGACAAGUCAAAAUGAAGAGGCAGAAGAAUUGAUGAGGAAAAUUGAAAAGGAGGAAGAGCAGUUGUCCUAUGAUGAUCCAGAUAAGAAAAUCUACCACCUCUGCAUAGUAAACUUGGUAAUAGGAACUUUGUAUUGUGCCAAAGGAAAUUAUGACUUUGGUAUUUCCCGAGUUAUCAAAAGCUUGGAACCCUAUAAUAAAAAACUUGGGACUGAUACUUGGUAUUAUGCCAAAAGAUGCUUCCUUUCUCUCCUGGAAAAUAUGUCCAAGCACAUGAUCAUGCUGCGGGAUAGUGUUAUUCAAGAGUGUGUACAGUUUCUAGAACACUGUGAACUUUAUGGUAGAAACAUACCAGCAGUCAUUGAACAGCCCCUAGAGGAAGAAAGAAUGCACAUAGGGAAGAAUACAGUUACAUAUGAAUCCAGACAGCUGAGAGCACUGAUCUAUGAGAUUAUAGGAUGGAAUAUGUAAUUGUUGCUUGGGAAUAUUAACUACUUCCUACAUGCUUGGUGCUCAAAUGAGUAUAGCUUUUUAUCUUACUGUAUGUCAUAUUUGUAUUUUGUAUACUUUUACAAAUGUAAUAAAAAUGAUUGGGGGAAAACAUUUUUGAAAAGUCAAGCAAAGUAAAAAUGAAAAAGCAAAAUCUAGGAGCUUCUAGAAAAAGUACAAAUUGAUAUAGUGUGUUAUUUUUAGUAUCAUUCAUAAUCCACCCCCCCUGCCGUUUUGUUAACAAUGGGAUUUUAUCCCUAUGACAUUCCAUUUUUGCCCAAGGUCCCAUUCCACAAACAGGACAAGCAAGUCUGGAUCAGUAUAGACAAGGUACACUCAGAGCUCCCCGGAGUAUAAUACCCAGAGGGGGGAACAACGAAGUACACUUUUAAAUAUUAAUUUUUUUAUAAAUAUGUUUUAUGCCAGAAUAUUCUAUUUCACGUGGCAUUUAGGAACUAAUGUUGAGAUAAAUCAAGUUAUAUGUGUUAAAGGUACAAAGUUCCUAGUGGACAGUAGCAUAUGUGGUAGAAUUUUCAAACCUUGUUUAAGGGUACACAAAGACAUCUGUGGUCUGGUCCAUAUUAAUUAUAAUAUGCCAGAAUUAGCUACUAGUCAGGAUUAUAUGAACCAUUUAUAUAAAAGUUUCUUGUAAAUCUAUUAACUUAUAGUACAUAUCUGCUGCAUAGAUUUUAGAAUGCUUUAACAAGAUGUCCCAAAACAAAGGUAGCAAUUUACAAAGCCCUUAUCUUGAAGGUUUACUCUACACAGUGGACAAGAUUCACUAGGAAAUUCUCCAUUGCUUUAUCACAAAAUGGCAGUCUUAGGGUCAUGGUAUAGAAAGUAUAAAUGCCUGUUGAGGAGGGUAAUUCUGUUCUUUGAUUUAUCUCUGUUUCUAUUCACAUGAAUUGGAAAAUGUAGUAAAAUAAAGUUUUGUUGCCAAUAAUUUU
Dromiciops gliroides (monito del monte) is the source of this 3177-nucleotide messenger RNA. It is a transcript of the gene IFT70B, whose product is annotated as tetratricopeptide repeat domain 30B. Gene Ontology annotation, molecular function: intraciliary transport particle B binding; protein binding. The transcript has a single exon. NCBI's taxonomy places the organism in Eukaryota, Metazoa, Chordata, Mammalia, Microbiotheria, Microbiotheriidae. The record is from RefSeq and is a predicted model, not a curated record. Bases 215 to 2212 code for a protein of 665 amino acids. Gene Ontology annotation, biological process: intraciliary transport. Gene Ontology annotation, cellular component: axonemal microtubule; intraciliary transport particle B.